Molecule: messenger RNA, 1876 nt
Organism: Gracilinanus agilis (Agile Gracile Mouse Opossum)
Lineage: Eukaryota; Metazoa; Chordata; Mammalia; Didelphimorphia; Didelphidae
Gene: HEXA
Product: hexosaminidase subunit alpha
Exons: 15
Coding region: 74-1681 (535 amino acids)
Biological process (GO): glycosaminoglycan metabolic process; carbohydrate metabolic process; ganglioside catabolic process
Cellular component (GO): membrane
Molecular function (GO): beta-N-acetylhexosaminidase activity
Source: RefSeq, a predicted model, not a curated record
GGGGGCUGAGAGACUGGAGGGAUUCGAGUGUCUCUGAGCGUCUUCGUCCUCCAGGGUGGUAUCUUGCUCCGCAAUGAACUUUCUAGAGCACCCUGGAAUCCUGCUGCUGCUAUCCCAGCUGGCAGUCGGGACGCUGGCCCAGACACAAAUGUUGGAGGCCUCCGUGUGGCCAUGGCCGCAGAAGAUCUACGUUUCCCCCAAUCAGACUUUCGCCCUGAACCCCAGCCUCUUCCACUUCCAGUACUCGGCUGCCUCGGCAGUGCAGGCGGGCUGCUCGGUGCUUGACGAAGCCUUCGUCCGCUACCUCCGGAUCAUCUUCGGGACCGGGCCCUGGCACUCUCCCGACCGGGAAAAGAGGAAGGAACCAAUGAAGAAUUCAUUGGAUGUCUUUGUGGCUGUCCCUGGGUGUGACCUGUUUCCUGAAAUGAACUCUUUGGAGAACUACACUCUAACUCUCAGUGAUCAGCAGUUUGUCCUGAAAUCUCAUACUGUCUGGGGAGCUCUCAGAGGCCUAGAGACUUUUAGCCAGCUCAUUGGGAGAUCCUCUGAGGGUAUGUUCUACGUCAAGUGGACAGAUAUUGUAGACUUUCCCCGAUUCCCUCACCGAGGCUUGCUGCUGGACACAUCUCGUCAUUAUCUGCCACUGCAAGCCAUACUAGAGACACUGGAUGUCAUGGCAUAUAACAAAUUCAACGUGUUCCACUGGCACAUUGUCGAUGACCCUUCUUUUCCAUAUGAGAGUGUGACUUUCCCUGAGCUUAGCAGAAAGGGAUCCUUUGACCCUGCCUCCCACAUCUAUACAAUGGAAGAUGUAAAGACAGUCAUUGAAUAUGCCCGAUUGCGAGGUAUCCGAGUCCUGGCAGAGUUUGACACACCAGGCCACACUUUGUCUUGGGGAAAAGGUAUUCCUGGACUGCUGACUCCUUGCUACUCAGGACACAUUCCUUCUGGCAGUUAUGGUCCAGUGAAUCCCAUCCUCAACAGGACCUAUGAGUUCAUGGCUUCAUUCUUCCAGGAGAUCAGUAAUGUUUUCCCAGACUUUUAUCUUCACCUUGGAGGAGAUGAGGUUGAUUUCACCUGCUGGCAGUCCAAUCCAGAUAUCCAGGCCUUCAUGAAGGAAAAGGGCUUUCAGAACUAUGAGCAACUGGAAUCUUUCUACAUUCAAAAGCUGCUGAACAUUGUGUCUUCCUACAGAAAAGGCUAUAUAGUAUGGCAAGAGGUUUUCGACAAUGACGUGAAGCUGAGUCCAGACACAGUGGUGCAUGUGUGGAAAGAAACAAAACCUGUACCAUAUGCCAAGGAGAUGGAGAAAAUCACCAAGGCUGGGUACCAUGUCUUGUUGUCUUCUCCCUGGUACCUGAACCGCAUCUCCUAUGGGCAGGAUUGGCAGGAUAUCUACAGUGUGGAGCCUCUGGACUUUGAAGGCAGUCCUGAGCAGAAGUCUCUGGUGAUUGGGGGUGAAGCUUGCAUGUGGGGCGAGUUCGUGGACGUGACCAAUCUGACCCCCAGACUCUGGCCCAGAGCAGGAGCUGUGGCAGAGAGGCUUUGGAGCAGCGAGUCAGUGAAAGACAUGGAGUUGGCAUAUGCCCGGCUGACAAACUUCCGAUGUGAGCUCCUCAGGCGAGGUGUCCAGGCCCAGCCUCUCUAUGUAGGCUUCUGUGAACACGAUUUCGACCACUGACCAGAGCAGUCCUUGAAGUCACCUUAGAUGUGUUGAUUAUCCAGGAAACUUGGGGCGUCCCAGGCUGGCUCUCUAGCCAGGUUAAGACCCAUGGGGUGAGCACACCUCCACGUGCAUCCCAGGGCCCUCCGGUGGAGAGGGGGAUGGCAUUUGUGCCGGGAUUCAGCUCCAAUAAAGGAUUUUGUAACAAAGAAA